Columba livia (rock pigeon) is the source of this 1773-nucleotide messenger RNA. RefSeq names its product alpha-1-antitrypsin. The record is from RefSeq and is a predicted model, not a curated record. Bases 356 to 1621 code for a protein of 421 amino acids. The transcript is spliced from 5 exons. NCBI's taxonomy places the organism in Eukaryota, Metazoa, Chordata, Aves, Columbiformes, Columbidae. Gene Ontology annotation, biological process: negative regulation of endopeptidase activity. Gene Ontology annotation, molecular function: serine-type endopeptidase inhibitor activity.
UUGAAGCCAUGUAAUGUUUAACAGAGGAAAACAGUUGUGUGAAUAAAGCAGCAAGAAACAGCACAACCCAUACGAGAGCAAGACCCUUCUGAAUGUAAAUCGGAAGGGACUUCCACAGCCAGAGUAAAGCAGAACUGAAGUAGACAGCAAUGGACAGGAAUUACAGAUACACUCAAAAGCACAAGGAUUUAAAUAACGCUUCCAUAGUAAAGGAGCAUGUCAAGAGAUAACAGUGAUUACCAGAUAGCUGUUGAUGGUAAUAGCAGGUAGAAACAAAAGAUGAGGAGCUGACACAGCUGACCUCUAGUAUUCAAGGCCAUUUCGUUCUCUGUCCACACCGUAGCUGCAAAGGACGAUGAAGGCCACGCUGCCGCUGUGCUUGGUGGUGGCUGUGCUUCACCUCACUGUCCACAGCCUGACCCAGACUGACCACCACAAUGGCAAGAUCAAGGAAACUGAGCCCCAGGAGCGGCAUUUCCAUGAGGGAAAUCCUCUUGAGUCCUGCCAGCGGGUAGUCUCCAGCAACACAGACUUUGCUUUCUGGUUUUACAGGCAAGCAACCACCCAAGAACCUGGCAAGAAUGUUUUCUUUUCCCCAGUCAGCAUCUCCACUGCCUUUGCCCUGCUGUCCCUGGGCUCCAGAGCCACCAGUCACACUCAGGUGCUGGAAGGACUGGCCUUUAACCUCACCGACACACGGGAGGAGGAGAUACACAAUGGCUUUCGUCAUCUUCUCCUCUUGCUGAGCCGCCCUGGCAGCCAGAUGCAGCUGAGCAUGGGGACUGCCCUGUUCAUGGACAAGCACCUGAAGCCACUGAAAACAUUUCUGAAGGACAUCAAAAAACUGUACAAAGGAGAAAUUGUUUCUAGUAACUUCCAGAAUUCCACUGAAGCUAAAAAAGAGAUCAACGAUCAUAUAAAGAACAAAACCCAUGGAAACAUAAAACAAAUACUUGAAGACCUCGAUCCAAACACUCUAAUGGUAAUAGUUAACUACAUUUAUUUCAAAGCCUACUGGGAAAAUCCUUUCAAUAUUAAGGGAACUCGCAAGGAUUAUUUCCAUGUGAAUACAAAGAACUCAGUUGAAGUGAAGAUGAUGACUCGAGAUGGAUUUUAUAAAACAUACUCUGACACGAAGCUGUCUUGCGAGGUGGUACAAAUUCCUUACAAGGGAGAUGCUGCAGCAUUGUUUAUCCUGCCAAAGGAAGGAGAAAUGAAAAAGCUGGAAGAUGGCCUGACAAAAGGCACGGUGUCUAAAUGGGAAGAAUCACUUGAACGACGGAGGAUAGAGGUGUACAUUCCCAAACUAUCAAUUUCAGGCACCUAUGACUUAAAGAAGAUGUUCAUGAAUCUGGGUGUUACUGAUGUGUUUUCUGAUCAGGCUGAUCUGUCUGGAAUCACAGGAAAGCCUCAUGUGAAGGUUUCAAAAGUUGCUCACAAGGCGCUGCUGAAGAUUCAUGAGAAUGGCACAGAGGCUGCAGCAGUCAGUAGCACAGAUCUUCUUCCUCAUUCUGUUCCUCCUGUUCUUAAAUUCAACCGUCCAUUUUUGCUGCUGAUUGUUGAUCAAUAUACUCAGAGCAUCCUCUUCAUGGGAAAAAUUGUUAACCCAGCUGAAAAAUGACUGGUCAGUGGCUCGUCUUACUGAUUUGAAUUGCAUUCUUCACACAAUUAUAGUUCAAUGUGAUUAAAAUUAUCAUUAUUAAUAAUUAAAAUUGUUACUAAAAUGUUUAUUUUUUCAAAUAAAUGAUGCAAGAUUGUGGUCAUUCUUAAAAA